UUCAAAAUUAUGUCGAUUAGCCCUACAACAGAUAAUCUAAGAUUUAGAUGUUCACUUGCAAAAAUUAAAUUUGCACAAUCAAAACCAAACAUCUUUAAACAUUAAAUUCUUAUUUAAAAUAUCUAUAUACGAAUAAACAAAGAAAAAAAUUAUUAUUGCUUCCAAAAAUAAAUUGCAGGAAAUACAAAAAUUUUACACUCCAUAAACAUAUUACUUAUAAUCGAUUCUGACGCUAAUAUAACAUUUGAUCAAACAGUGUAUAAGGAAAGUUCGGGGACUUUAUUCUCCCGCCCAUUUUUGUUAUGAUAAAACUGACAAUAAUUAUGUUAAUAUGAUCAAAGGCUAGCUAUAAAUAAGUUAGGUCUGGGGCCGUAUUUCACAGUUAUAUCUUCAUCUCACAACGAAGAAAACUUCAAAUUUUAAAGAUGAGAUUUCCACGUUACUUUCUGACGCUUUGUGCUCUAUUCUUCGUUGCCAUCGCAGUCAACGCAGAGGUCGAUGUCGAUGUCGAUGUCGAUGUUGCUGUUGAUGUUGAUGUAGAAGACAUUGAUGAUGUUGAAGAACGCAACCCAUUAUUGGCCGCAGCCGUAGUAAUCAUUAGGCAAGCAGUGAAAUGGGCAGCUACACACUGUGCUAAAGAAGCCGCUAGUAACUGCAAACAACACUGGAAAAAUCCUAAGGCCCUUGUUAACUGUGCUAAAAACUUCUUGCAGAAAAACAAAGGACGUUGCGUUCUCGGUUAAGAAUAGUGACAUGUUACACUACAUCUUAUAAAUAUACUUAUAUAAUACGUAAAAGUAAAAAACUU
Messenger RNA from Phymastichus coffea, 808 nucleotides. RefSeq lists its product as uncharacterized. The transcript is spliced from 3 exons. The record is from RefSeq and is a predicted model, not a curated record. Bases 426 to 743 code for a protein of 105 amino acids. Lineage: Eukaryota; Metazoa; Arthropoda; Insecta; Hymenoptera; Eulophidae.